Molecule: messenger RNA, 1131 nt
Organism: Humulus lupulus (European hop)
Lineage: Eukaryota; Viridiplantae; Streptophyta; Magnoliopsida; Rosales; Cannabaceae
Product: G-type lectin S-receptor-like serine/threonine-protein kinase At1g61480
Exons: 5
Coding region: 1-1131 (376 amino acids)
Source: RefSeq, a predicted model, not a curated record
AUGGCAUCUUUAUUAACUAGUCUCUUUCUUCUUUGCUUAUCGUCAUCCACAUACUGUUCCUCUGCAGUUUCUAAUCUAACUUCUUCAAAACCACUCUCUCUGAAACAAACUCUGGUCUCCUCCAACCAAGUUUUCGAAUUGGGCUUCUUCAAUCCCACCAACUCUUCAAAUCAAUACCUGGGUAUUUGGUACAAGGGAGACUCUUCUCCUCACUCGGUUGUUUGGGUUGCCAACCGAGAAGAUCCACUCUCGCUCACUGACACUUGGGCUCUUCUUCAAAUCAGCAUCAGCAAUGGAAAUCUCGAGCUUCUUAAUGGAACCCCACAAAACUCCUCUGUACUUUGGUCAACCAAAGUUGACCUCUCUUCCAACUCUACGCUGGCUAUACUCUUAGACAACGGAAACUUCGUCCUCAGAGACUCCACUUCAGGAGCAGAUUUAUGGCAGAGCUUCCAGCACCCAUGCGACACUUUCUUACCCAGCUCCGUCCUCGGUUUCAAUCUCAAAACCGGGGAGAACUACAAACUGAAUUCUUGGAAAGCCGAAAACGAUCCGUCGCCUGGAAACUUCACCUUCGGGAUCGCAAAGAAGACGCCACCGGAAGCCGCCAUUUGGUUUGGAGCCGCAAUUUACACGAGAAGCGGACCCUGGGAUAAGCUCAAGUUCACAGGCAUACCGGACAUGGCGUCUUCUUGUUCUGUCGAAGGUGUUGCUCUCGCCGGACGGAAUGGUUUCGAUCAUGCUCAAAGACAAGGCUGGUUACUGGGUUUAAGCCAAAAUCAGUGGAAGAGUGGAAUAAAGGGAAUUGGAGUGGAGGGUGUGUUUAGGCAAACUGAGUUGGUUUGCCAAAAGAAAAGUAGUAAUAAUGUUAGUGAGAAUGGGCCAAGGGAUGAGUUUGCCAAGAUUGGAAAGACACCCUUGUUUGAAUCUAGUGGAGAUGAUCUGUUUUUUCGCCUUGCACAUUCAGAACUACAAGGGGGAGGACAUUUGAGUAAGACCAAAAUCAUUAUCGGCCUUGUUGUAGCUGUUUCUGCUGGUGCAGCAUUAUUAGCUGUUGUAGCCUUUGGUUUGCAUAGACGAAAAGCUAAGAGAAAAAGUAAGAAUAAUAUCUAUCUAAGCUUCAAUUUGUGA